Hibiscus syriacus is the source of this 429-nucleotide messenger RNA. RefSeq names its product leucine-rich repeat extensin-like protein 3. The record is from RefSeq and is a predicted model, not a curated record. Bases 1 to 429 code for a protein of 142 amino acids. The transcript has a single exon. NCBI's taxonomy places the organism in Eukaryota, Viridiplantae, Streptophyta, Magnoliopsida, Malvales, Malvaceae.
AUGUGUUACGUGGGGAAAGCAACAAAGAUCUUCAUCUUCAUAGUUACGGUGUUAGUGGUUUCGGGUCUUGUAUUGGGAUUCGGGCUGCUUCGUCACGGCCACCAUAAGUCACUUUCGUACAAGUGCGACGGCGACUCUUGCGGCCCUCCUCCCAAUGUCUACCCUAAUGCACCACCUUUUUCUUCCUCCUCCUCUUAUAGCCCCCCUUGGCCCGCCACUGACUCUAACCAGCCUAGCCCUGACCCACCAGCCGUUGAGGAGGCUCCUCCUCCACCUCCAACACCUAUCACUGACCCAAAUCUUCCUCCACCGCAACUUCCUCCUGCUGCUGCUCCUCCUCCACCUCCUCUUUCGAGUACAGUGUUGCCGGUGCCACCCUACAAUCAGCCGACUCCGGUACUGGUGGCUCCUGGUCCAGUCGGACAAUAA